Molecule: messenger RNA, 1160 nt
Organism: Manis javanica (Malayan pangolin)
Lineage: Eukaryota; Metazoa; Chordata; Mammalia; Pholidota; Manidae
Gene: GEMIN8
Product: gem nuclear organelle associated protein 8
Biological process (GO): spliceosomal snRNP assembly
Cellular component (GO): SMN complex
Source: RefSeq, a predicted model, not a curated record
CUGCCGGCGUUCGCGUCACAGGAUCCGCGCCGGAAACUCGCUUUCAGUUGCAGGGUUAACAGCCCCUCGUGCUCAGUACCCUUCAGUACCCUAAAGGAAGUAAAGCUCUGCUCGCCCACCGCUGGGGAUCUGCAGGCUCCGCGUCCACGAGCUUCAGUGCCCAUUUGGAUAUUCAUACUCAGAGAUGGCAACAAAGGCAUCAUCAUCGAAAAUUACUGAGGCUUGGUUUUCUCAUCCAGUGUAUGCAAGAUACUGGCAGCAUUAUCAUCAAGCCAUGGCUUGGAUGCAAAGGCACCAGCACGCCUAUCAGAAGGCCGUGGAGUCUUAUUUCAGUUGCCUGUGGCCCCUCUCUCCCUCAGCUCUUCCCCAGAGCUCUUACGCCUACAAGGGUAGAUCUGCUCAGUCCUCCUAUGACCAUCACUUGGCCUCUCAGAACUCACGCUAUGGGCAUUCAGGUCCCAGAAGAGCCAGGCAGCAUCCACGUGAUAGCACAAGAAGAGACCAAGCUUGGCUAGCAGAGGACGAGAUGGAGAGCGAGUCAGAUGGGGGAGUGGAAUGCGACCUGAGCAACAUGGAGAUCACCGAGGAGCUCCGCCAGUACUUUGCAGAGACCGAGAGGCACAAGGAAGAGCGACGGCGGCAGCAGCAGCUGGAUGCCAAGCGCCUGGAGGACUACGUGAACGCGGACCACGACCUGUACUGCCACAGCCACCGCUCAGUGGAAACCCCGGCCGAGAGGCCCGGCGAGCGGCGUCAGGCUGAGAUGAAGCGGCUCUACGGCGACAGCGCUGCCAAGAUCCAGGCCAUGGAGGCGGCAGUGCAGCUGAGCUUUGACAAGCACUGCGACACAAAGCGGCCCAAAUACUGGCCUGUCAUCCCACUGAAGUUCUGAGCCCCAGCCAGCCCCUUCCUUGUGUCUCAUUCCCCACCCCUCCUGGGCCUUUCCUCGGGUUGGGGGCUUUACGAGAAAUACCUGUGCUCACCAAAGUCCCAGGGGGCCUGUCAGGCAAUUGCCCUGUCAGCCCCUUGGAAGUCAGUGGGAUGUGGGCUGUUGCCAAAGCAGGAGAUUGUUUUUUUAACAUAAAAUGAUCUUCGGAUCAUUACCCUGGCUUUUCAUAUCAGUAAUAGUGUUCAGCACAUUAAAGUCCUCACUUAGAGAU